UGAAAAGCUGAAGCACCAAACGCCAAAAUGAGUGUGACAUCCUGGUUCUUGGUGAGCGGCACCGGCAUUCGGCACCGGCUGCCCCGGGAGAUGAUCUUUGUCGGCAGGGAAGAUUGCGAGCUGAUGCUUCAGUCUCGCAGUGUGGAUAAGCAGCACGCGGUCAUCAACUACGACAAGGAGAAAGAUGAGCAUUGGGUCAAAGAUCUGGGAAGCUUAAACGGGACUUUUGUGAACGAUGUACGGAUCCCCGACCAGAAAUACAUCACGCUGAAACUGAACGAUGUGAUCCGCUUCGGCUACGAUGCUAACAUGUAUGUGUUGGAACAAAUCCAGCACAAGGUCCCAGAAGAAGCAUUAAAGCACGAGAAAUACACCAGCCAGCUUCAGAUGAGUUUUAAAGGACUGGCCAUGAAACGGGCGGAGCACCUGAUGGAGCGCGCGGGAGAGGCCGAAUCACCGCAAGCCAAGCUGGAGAAAGGCGACAAGAAAGCAAUUACAGAGACAACAAUGAGUACAUACCGCACACCCCUUUACGGCCAGCCAUCAUGGUGGGGUGAUGACGACGCCAACAAUAAGCUGGAGAGCCCGGAUGAUAGGAGGCAAGAAGAACAUUAUUCAGAAAGAACAAAAGAAAUAGGCCAGCAUGAAGAAGAAAUCAAUGGUAACAUCACUGGCUACAGAGAUUCCCAAGGUGACUCUAUUUAUGCCUUCCGAAGAGAACCUAGUUAUUUCGAAAUCCCGACGAAAGAAUUCCAGCAGCCAGUGAAAUCUCCAGAGGCACAAGUCCACGAGAUUCCCACCAAGGAUGUUGACCCUGCGGUGCCGCCCGUCGUGCAAAGCCACGCCUCUUUCACCAUCGAGUUCGACGACUGCACGCCGGGCAAAAUCAAGAUAAAAGAUCACGUCACCAAAUUUUCGCUCAGGCAGAGAAGGAACUUCGGCAAGGAAGCUGGCCACGCCGAAAUGAUUUCGGCGGAGAACAAAGUGGCUGACUGGCUGGUCCAGAACGACCCGUGCCUCAUGAGAAGGCAGGCUGCAGGAGAUGACGUGUAUAGCACCAAAAGCGAUCUCCCAGUGCACGUGAGAACUCUGAAAGGUAACAGACAUGAGGACGGAACGCAGAGUGAUUCGGAAGACCCAGUCGCACCCGAACCUGAGAAGGAGUCGGUCGUCCACGACCAUGUGGGUGAACAAGCCAAACUCCAGCGGCAAAUCCGGCGUGACCCGCAGGAAAUGCUCCACAACCAGCAGGCGUUCGUCAUCGAGUUCUUUGACGACGACACUCCUCGGAAAAAGAGGUCGCAGUCCUUCACGCACACUGGCCACCCUGCCCAAAACGAAGUGGAUCCCGCUCUGAAGACCAAGGUCGAGAAACGCAAGAUCACCGUUCCCGCUGAGAAACCAGGGAGUUCUGCUUCAGCGUUGCUCCUGGCGCCUGUAGGGACUAAAGGGCCAAGCAACUCUUUCAACACUCCGCGAGCUGGCUCCUUUAAGAGAGAGAAGACAGAGGAACGGAUCAGCUCUUCCUCAUCCUCCACAUCGAGGUCAUCAGUAAAAACUCAUGGCAGCGCCGGGCGGAAGUCCAAAAUUUCGCAGGAUUUUGCUGCCGAGUACCUGAAAGAGAGCUCUCAAGCGGUGAAAGCCGUGGAGAAGCCCCCUCCCGUGCCCACGACACUUGCCCCGUGGUCGGUAGUACCCUCGCCGCCUGAAACUGUCCCUGCACUCGCUGUCGAUCCUAACUUGGUCAAAGCAAGGAAGCACGAGGAAGAGGACAGCCUGAGCGAAACGGGCACGUACACCAUCGAGACCGAAUCACAAGAUAAAGAAGUGGAAGAAGCUCGGAAAAUGAUCGAUCAGGUUUUUGGUGUUUUGGAAUCUCCUGAAUUUACCAAAAUGACUUCGGCAGCCUUCAGGCCAGUUAUUGGUGAAAAGGGUGAAAAAGAAGAGCUGGGGGCCCAUCCUUUGAUCAGCGAAAAUGGCUCGAACUCUAGGGUGACCAUGAUGCAGGUCAUUGCUUCCAAAGUGGCGAGCGGACAUCACACGGAGAUGCAGUUGCCGCCAGCUUCUCAGGGUGGUCAGAAAUGGGUGUCGAGAUGGGCAAGCCUGGCAGAUAGCUACACAGACUCAGGAUCCGCUCCAGGACUUGGAGAUGCCCAGCAGCAGGUCCCCGUCUCCCAGGCUGGCACUGACAGGGAUUCCAGUCCCAAAGUGGGAGAAUCUGAGACCUCUAUGGCUUCACGGACGAGGCGCCUUCUUCCUCCGCUCCCGCCAGGUGACAAGUCUGAAAGUCCAACUCCAUCCAUUUUAAUUUGCCCGGAAUCCUAUUCUGACGUUUCCCCAAGGAAUGCCAUGAAUGACCACAAGGCCGAGAUCUAUGUUGAUCCUUCCGGUCAGCUGCUCAUUCAAGAAGAUCUCGACCCCGACAGCCUCAGCGAUGCCAGCAAAUCCGAUGACGGUUUCUGCUUGGAAAAAGGAAGGAAAUGCCAAGACAAGCAGGAGCAAGUGAGGUCUGACCAUGGGAAAUCUCCGAACCACCAACAUGCUGUGCCCAGGCUUUCAAGCCUGAGAGCUUCAAGCGAUCCGUUGUCCACUUCGUUUUAUAUCGGGGAUGAAGAGGAGGCAGGAGUUCCUUCCAAGCUCUCCCCAAGCAGCUCUCGUUCUCGAGCAGACAAAGAGGCUGCUUUCCAAUCUGCAAAACCAGCUGUUAAAGGCAUUAGCAAUAGCUACGCUAGCUCGAAUGGAAAAAUGGUUAUUUCCUUACACUCGAGUCUUCCUCUUCAAGAACAAGAAGCAGCCACAAAAGAAAGCACGUCCUUUGUCCGGCAGGAAAGUUUUACCAAAGAGAAGUCGAGCAGCAGCGUUUCUCAAAACAGGCUGCCCCAUAUUUCCAGCCACCCUCUGCUUAAAGAUCUCGAUGUUGCACGAGCAAACCGCAUGGACUAUAAUCCGGACACUCACCUUCUUCUUAAAGACACCGAAACAGCUCUGGCAGCACUGGAAGCCAAAUUACUCUGCCAGACCCACCAGCUGGAUGAUCCAGAAAGUGCCCCGGGGCCAUUGGAAGACUCCUUAUCUGGGGACUCCGACGUGGACACGGCAAGCACCGUCAGCUUGGUCAGUGGUAAAAACAUCCCCACCCAUCCACCAAAGCGUAAAGCUGUGACGCCCUCGCAAAAAGAGAAAUCUUCUUCCGCUCCGUCAAUCCAAGAGCAGAACAUUCAACUGAGCGCCCGCGAAAGGCUUUCAGAGAAGCGCAAGACUGUCCCUCUGGAGUCUGGAAACAAAGGCGAAAAUGCGAAACGUUUCCAGGUCAAGCGUAGUACAGGGACUGGAGGGUCUCAGGAUUAUACAGAUGACGAACGCAGUACCAGCCUCCCGUAUUUGCCAGCAAACGAAAUCGUCUCCUCCGAUCAAGAGCAGUCCGUCUCGAGGCCUAUCACCAGAAAGAAGCCUUUCUCGCCGUCCACCAAAGAAGAACAGAGCAAAGUCACUCCAACGGUGCAGAAGAUUCAACAAGUUCUCACAAGGUCAAAUAGCUUAUCUACCCCAAGGCCCACGAGAGCCUCGAAACUUCGGCGCGCACGAUUGGGAGAUACCUCAGACAACGAGAGUGCCGACGCUGAGAAAACAACAUCUCACCACGAAGGGACAGCUGCAUCUCCCAAACCACCCAUUGAGCCCAAGAAGCUUUCAAGGCUUGACAUUCUCGCCAUGCCAAGGAAACGGGCAGGAUCUUUCAAUGUUCCGAGUGAUUCGGAGAGUACGCCACCAAGACCGACCUUCUCCGGGCGCAGCGCGGAGUCGUAUUAUGCCACCCGAAAGCCACCUGUCUCGGAAGCCAGAAAUGCCGCGAGGAAGACGGCUGCGGCGAUAGCUGCGUCAAAGCAGCCUUUUACCCGAACACGCUCCAGCGGUAUCAAAUACUCCUCUUCUUCCACUUCGAGGCGGCGGCAGCAGGGCUCAGAUUAUACCUCUACUUCCGAGGAGGAGUAUGGCUCAAACCACAGCUCCCCUAAACACACACGCUCCCAUACUUCAACAGCCACCCAGACGCCCAGGCCGCGAGGCGCCGGGCUGAGCAAACAGAAGCGCAGCAGCAGCCGGGAAACCGAGGACGAAGACUACGACGAGCGCGACCCCUACCACUUCAUCACGCAGACGGCGGAGAUCGCGGAAAUAGCCAGAUUAAGCCAGACUUUGGUGAAGGAUGUCGCGAUCCUGGCUCGAGAAAUUCAUGACGUCGCCGGGGACGGAGAUUCCCAGAGCUCCUCGGGACCAAGCACCUCCCUCAGUUCCGUACCGAAUACCCCCGCUUCUACCAUAUCAGCAAGGGAAGAGUUUCAGCUGGACUUUUUAUUACCUAUUUCUCAUACGUCUUUACGGGCAGCAAUUCCAUCUCAGCUGGUGCAGCACAUACCGGAAGCGAGCCUGAACUACCAGAAGGUGCCUCCCGGCUCGACGGGAUUAGAUGAUUUCGACCAAAAUAUGAACGAUAGCCGGGAAGAGGAUCUCACCAGAAGGACAAAGAUGAGAAACAGGGAUGAGGUAAUCUUUGACAACCUGAUGCUCAACCCAGUUUCCCAGUUAUCUCACACCAUCCGUGAAAACACAGAAAGCCUGGCUGAGAAAAUGAAGCUUUUGUUCCAGAAUACCGAGCGGACGUGGGAGGAGAUGGAGGCCAAAAUUAACUCUGAAAACGAAGUGCCAAUUCUGAAGACCUCAAACAAGGAAAUCAGCUCAAUUCUGAAGGAGCUAAGAAGAGUCCAGAAACAACUUGAAGUUAUAAACGCCAUCAUUGAUCCCAGCGGGAACUUGGAUAUGAUCGCCAACAAUAAAACCUCUUCCGCGACCACCCAAUCUGCGGUGGCUAAAAUCAGGACUGCUAACAACCUUUCCGGGGCCCGGCUGGAAGCGUUGUCCCCCAUCAAGAAGAGGAAUUGCACACCGAAAUCGAACUUUGGCUCUUCUAGUCUGCAGGACGCAAACUUUGUUCCGGACGGGGAGAAAUAUGUGAUCUAACAGAAUAUUUUCUAGCGCUUAUCCUCCUGUAUGUAACUUAACCGUGGCGUUAGUAUUUGUGUAUGAGUGGCUGUGGAUAAGUCUGUAUGGAGCAGUUCUUUAGAUUGCUAACCCAUUGCACAAAAGAAACGAAAGGAAGGUACAAUCUAUUCUAUGUGGGGGUGUGUGGCAGGCCUAUGUAUAUGCCUUUAAAAAAAAAAAGACUAGCACUGUGGACGAGCACAUAUUCAGCAUAGAGGCAGAUUCUGAUUUUUAACAGAAAGGUACCAAUGUGUAAUUCCUCCAAUGUGCCAU
Messenger RNA from Euleptes europaea (tarantolino), 5313 nucleotides. RefSeq names its product centrosomal protein 170B (gene CEP170B). The transcript is spliced from 20 exons. The record is from RefSeq and is a predicted model, not a curated record. NCBI's taxonomy places the organism in Eukaryota, Metazoa, Chordata, Lepidosauria, Squamata, Sphaerodactylidae. Gene Ontology annotation, molecular function: protein binding. Bases 28 to 5019 code for a protein of 1663 amino acids.